Molecule: messenger RNA, 816 nt
Organism: Gossypium raimondii (Peruvian cotton)
Lineage: Eukaryota; Viridiplantae; Streptophyta; Magnoliopsida; Malvales; Malvaceae
Exons: 2
Coding region: 1-816 (271 amino acids)
Biological process (GO): DNA integration
Molecular function (GO): nucleic acid binding
Source: RefSeq, a predicted model, not a curated record
AUGAGAUCGUGUUACCAUGGCUUCGUUAGCGGGCUACCUUUAACGCCUUCGAAGAAAGACUCUAUUUGGGUGAUUGUUGAUCGGUUGACUAAGUUUGCUCAUUUUCUGCCAAUGUGUAUCGACUAUUCAUUACAGAGGUUGGCGAGGCUAUAUAUCUCCAAGAUAGUGAGACUUCACGGGGUACUAGUUUCCAUCAUCUCUGAUCAGGAUCCUAGAUUCACAUCUCAUUUUUGGAAGAAGCUACAUAGAGAUCAUGGUACAACGUUGAACUUUAGUAAAGCUUUUCAUCUACAAUCUGAUGGGCAGUCUGAAAGGGUUAUCCAAAAUUUCAAAGAUAUGUUGAGAGGCUAUGUGAUUGAUUUUCGAGUUUCAAUUAAGGAGAUUAAGGUUCAAUCGGAUUUGUCAUUUGAUGAAGAACCGAUACAGAUCCUUGAUCGUGACUUCAAAGUUUUGCGAAGGAAGAAGAUUCCACUUGUGAAAGUUUUGUGGAGGAAUCACGGCUCUAAUCUAAUGAGGCCACUUGAGAGUCAAAAUAUUUAUUACUUCAACAAUAUCCUUACCUUUUUCCAUGAGGUAAAUUUUGAGGAUGAAAUUUUUAUAAGGAGGGUAGAGUUGGGGGAGAAGAAAGUAUUAGGACCGGAUCAACUGCAGAAGACUGAGAAUACAGUGAAAAUUUUUUGGGAUCAUUUAAAAGUGACAUCUGACAGGAAAAAGUCUUAUUUUGACUUGAAGAGGAAGGAUAUAGAGUUCAAUGUUGGUGAAUGCGUCUUCCUUAAUGUUUCACGUUGGGAGAAAUUGUUAAGAUUUGGCCGCUAG